This is a messenger RNA of [Candida] anglica, 2238 nucleotides long. NCBI's taxonomy places the organism in Eukaryota, Fungi, Ascomycota, Pichiomycetes, Serinales, Debaryomycetaceae. The record is from the annotation of a GenBank genome assembly.
AUGAACGACAAGCCAAUACCUUUGAAGGUGUUUGGUAGGUCCCAUUAUGCUUGCCAACGUUGUAAAAUAUCCAAGAUGCGUUGCUCUGGGGAAAAGCCUGCUUGUGCAAAUUGUAUUGCAAGUAACAAGAAGCAUCAAUGUGUUUAUCCAGCAAAAGAUAGAAAGAUCAUGUUGAUGGAGAGUGAUUUAGAUAAAUUACAUGAAAGAGUAAGUUACUUAGAAGGUCUACUUCAACAAAAGGAAUCAAGUUCAUACAAUCAACAAGAGAAGGUGAGUUCCGUUCGAAAUACAUCUCAACCACAAAUAAAUUAUUCACAGCAAAUGCAGCAGCAACAAAUCCCACAAAUCCCACAGCAACCGCAACCACAACAGUAUUACUCGAAUAUAUCAGACAUACAACAGCAACACCAUCAAGCUCAUUUGGGACAAAAUUCAACUGAUCAAGUUGAAUUUAACUCUCCUAUUCAACAUAGAGUACAGACUAAAAGAAAUCCUGGUCUUUUUGAUUACUCUUUGGAGGACUUUCUUCUUCCAGAUCGUCAUAUUGAAUCUUUACAAUGGAAUAUUAACCUUUGGGAACACCCACUCCCACCUAAAGAGCAAACAUUACUACUUCUUGAAACUGUGCACCGUAGAUAUUCUAUGGAAUUUUACGUGAUUGAUUUCGAUGAAGUUCUCAGAUUAAUAGAUGAGAUAUAUACCCACUUCCAUCAACCUGCCGUUUUACUCCGUCAUGUGUCACAUGUUUCAUUAUGCUACUUUUAUGUUAUUCUUGCGUUUGGUGCACAACAACUUCAUCCAGAAACCUCACUGGAAAGAACCAUUCCUGGUAUCGAUUAUUUCAUCAUAGCGUCUCAGUUAUUUAACUUGGCACAAGAAGAGUUAGAUAUACAUUUUAUUCAAAGCGCUCUUCUCUUGGCACUUUAUGCAGCAAAUCUCAACAGAUAUAAUACAGUAUAUAAUUACUUUGGUGUUGCUUCUAGAGCUUCUGUUGCUAUGGGAUUACAUAGGCAAAGGCAAUUCCCGCCAUCUUCUUCGAAGGAUAAUUCUACAGAACUCUUAAUAUCUGAUGAAAAGACCAAACGACUUUGGUGGACUGUAUUUGUCAUUGAUACAACUUGGGCUGCCAAAAUGAAUAUGCCUGUGCACAUUGAUUAUACAGAUACAGAUGUGGAUUUACCAUUGGAUAACGUUUACAGUCUAAAUGAUGAAUUUGAUUGUAACAUUCUUGAAUCCAAUGUUCAUUUGGCGAAGUAUAUUUCGAAAUUUGUAAGAAUCAUUUACGGACCAAAAAUUCGAACAUUUUCCAUAAACUAUAUUAACACUGACCAAUUCAAUCAAAGGCUCCUUAUCAAGAAUAUACUUGAAUGUUGGCAUGAUCUUAUGAAGAACUUGGAACCUACAAUUUUGGCACAAUACGAUAAAAAUAAUAUAGUUCAAUCGGGUUCAAGAAGACUUACUAAUCUAUUUUUAAGAUAUCACCAAUUGAUUGUACUUAUUACAAAACCGCUUCUUUCAUUGACUUUUAAUAAGAACGCAACGACCAUUGUACGUGAUCCACAUGAGAUUGAAGCUGCAAUUUUCAAGGGUAUUCAUGCAUCAUGUGCUUCUAUAGAUAUGAUUUAUGGUCUUUAUAAUCAACUGCAAUUAUUUACACUCGGGUUUUGGGACAGUCAGCAUCUUUAUUCAUCAAUGCUUAUGCUUAUUAUGUCUGGAUUAACUGGUAGACGCUAUCUCCAACUUCAAAAAGGUGCAGCUCUUCUUAAUUACAUGGCAGACAAAGGAAAUAUCAACGCACAAAAUUCUGUUCAAAAACUUCGACAAGUAGUGGACUUGAUGAAUGAUCUGCCAAAUAAUUAUAAUAGUAUUCAUAUUGACUUGAAUUUAAAUAUGAAAUCCUACAACGCUUCCCAAAAUCAAUUUUCUGAAAUUGAUGCAUCACAAUUUUUCAAGUUUCAACAAAGUGAUGAAGAAGUAUUUCAAAAAGCAAAACUUGAAGUUGAUCGAAUAGCUCAAACUUCUCUGCCACAAGAUUUUGAAACUUUCAAGAAUUACUUCUUGAAUCAUGCAUAUUUAUCUGAACCUAUUUGGAGAGAAUUACAAACCCGUACACAAACUGAUCCAUUGGUAAUUCUUUCAUCAGAGACUAAUAUAUCAGAGAAUACUCAAAAUUAUUUGAAUUCUAUAAUAAGAAGGAUUCAAAAAUGGGAUGAUAUGAAAUGGUUUGGAAAUAUGUAA